GGGUGUUGGGCUUUGAGUUUCAAAGUGAAGAUCUCUGGGAGCUCAGUGUUUCUGCACUCUUUCUCCGAUCCCUUUACAUCAUCAACAAUACAGAUCAGUAUCAGUCUCUUGGUUGUUACCCAGCAAGAAGAAAGCUAUGGAUCCUUCGGAACAUAGGUACUUGGAAGAUGAUGAUACUCCAGUGAUGAAGACAAUCAAGGGUGCAACUUCAGGUCUAGUUGCCGGAACUAUAUUCGGCACUAUAGUUGCUACUUGGUAUGAUGUGCCUCGUGUUGAGAGAAGUGUUGCACUUCCAGGGCUUAUUCGGACCUUGAAGAUGAUGGGUAGCCAUGGGCUGACAUUUGCUGCCAUUGGUGGAGUUUACAUAGGUGUGGAGCAGUUGUUGCAAAAUUAUAGAAUGAAGAGAGACUUUAUCAAUGGAGCUGUUGGCGGUUUUGUUGCUGGUGCUUCUGUUCUGGGAUACAAAGGAAGGAGCAUUUCAACAGCAAUUUCGGCGGGAGCUGCACUUGCAGUAACUUCGUCGCUGAUUGAUGCUGGUGGUCAGACGACAAGAAUAGAUACUGGUAAAGAGUACUACCCUUACACUACCAAGAAGAGAGCCAAUACUGAGUAAUAACCUGUCGUUACCACAGUUGAGAAGAUCUUGGUGUGUUAAGAUUGAGAACCCGUAUAACCUAAAACUGGUGGUAUGUUUAUUUUUGGAGAUCUAAUCAUGCUCCUGCGUUAUCUUUUGCUGUAGUCUUAUUUUCAGAUCUCAGAACCUGAAAGGAUGAUUUGAAUAAAAUAUGUUUCGUUGCAAUUUCCUGUUAUGAGCUGUCUAUUGGUUUGAGAUAAUUACCGCUUUAUUAAUGAUUGAAAAGGGUCCUAGUUAGGCAGUUACGUUGAAAGCGUGGAGAGAUGUUGAAUUGUUUUGAAUGGAAAAUCUGAUCUUCAAUGUUGAUAUUACCCUUUUUUGUCU
Molecule: messenger RNA, 958 nt
Organism: Ilex paraguariensis (yerba mate)
Lineage: Eukaryota; Viridiplantae; Streptophyta; Magnoliopsida; Aquifoliales; Aquifoliaceae
Source: the annotation of a GenBank genome assembly